AAGAAAUUGUAGCAUGCGUUUUUGUUUUGCUCUGCGUCGGCAGCAGAAAUCGCGCAAAAUUUUAACGACUCUGGAUUUAUAGAAAGCAUACCGCGAAGCAAGAUGAAAGAAGAAAUAAUUUUCCCAUGGAUAGCUUCUGUUUCAGACCGAUUUUACAAAACAUUUGCAUCUGAUUACUUACUAGAAGAUUUACAGUUUUUGUUGAUGAACAUUGACACUGAAGUUAACAAAGUAUUGCAGAAACAAAGCAAAGACAAAACUAAAUCACUGUUUACAGUCUUAAUAAAUUUCUACAAUCAUUUUUGUGGGAAAUUAAAGCAUCAAAAGGAUUCCUUCUAUUUGAAUGCUGUUUGUGCUAAGAUUUUGUCUUCAUUGAUCUUAAUUGGCUUAAUUUUGAGUAAUGGUAAAACUGCAACAAAAUGGAUAAAACAAAUUUUAUGUCUUAUUCGUAUGUUUCCAGGUAACUAUGAAACCAUAUACCAUUCCCUGCUGCUUAUUACUAAUUUGAAGAAAAAGCACCAUGCUUGUUAUUCUGUUAUUUUGAGACAGUUACUAUUCAGUAAAUUUCGUGAUAGUUUUCUGGAUCCAGAAACUUAUAUGACUGUUAUGCUUCUUUGUCGUCGUUUGAAACGGAUGUCAAAAAAGCAAGAUGAAUUAGAUGUUUUUUCUAUUAUUUCCAAAAUUGAACCUCCUCCUAAUAUACAAGAUUGGUUAUUGGAAAAAGUUGGUAAUAUGCAUCUAAAAAAGUCCAAACUCCUGAGUAAACAUCUUGUGACUUCCAAAUUACCUGUUUCUACCUUAGAAAAAAUUCGAAAGGUUAUAUUGGAGAAAUGGUGUUUAAAGAAUUCUUCUCAAGAUGCAAUUAUACAGAAAGCUGAAGAUGAGUUAUUUAUUAUAGACACUGGCAUUAUUUCCGUAACAAAAGGUGUCUCAACAAAUUUAAAAUGUAAAAAGAAAGUUGCUUCAAAAACUGUUGCAACAAAUUCAAAAUCAAGGAAGAAUGAUAAGAGGAAAACCGCUGUGAAAUUUUCCGAAGAGCUGCCAAAUAACAAAAAAACUAUUGCUACCACUUCAAGAGAUAUAGAAUCAUAUCGAGUUGAUUUACCAAAAGCAUUAAGACCCUUGAGCUGUGCCUGUGAUGUCUUAAAACAAAAAAACCAUAAGAGGAAACAUAAACGGAAACAGUUAAAGAAUCAUCAAACAUACUGUUCAAAUUGUGAGGAACUAGUCAUUACAGUAAAAUAUGACUCGGAUAUUGAAUCGGUAAGGCAAGCAAAAAAACGUAAAGUUGAGCAUAAGAAACCUGAAGUCGAAGAUUGCCACAAAAAUAAUCUAAUUGCACCAGAGGAAGGUGGCACAAAAACAAAUGCUAGUAGUUCUCUUAGAAAAACAAGUGUUUCAAAUGUUCUGUCUGUCAAAAAAAGAAAAAAGUUAAAGCGUCGUCAUGCUGUAAACAAGCUUUCACCUAUUAGUAUGAUGGGGGAACAUAAUGAAACUGAUAAUUCAAAUAAUUUGCAGUCUUCUUCACAACUAUGUAUUGAAACAACUUCAACAAAUCAGCAAAAUGAAGUAUUACAUAGUUCCAAUACUAGUGACUUCUCUGAACAGAAGGACAUGAUUAAGGAAAUUAAAAAUCUUGAUCAGGAUGAAAACAUAAUUAGCACAAUUUCAAAAGAAUUACCAGUUACAUCAAAUGCAAACUUUGAAUCUAUUAAUGAAAAUAAGAUGCAACCCUCUACUCAAGUUUCUUCAAAUCAAUUGAAGCUUUCAAGUGAUGAAAUUGCAACUUCAAAAGAAAACGUCCUUGAAUCUGAAUCUGCUGAAAAAGAAUUUUCGUUUGACAAUCUGAGUGAAAAGUCAAAUGUCGAAUCUGGAAGUGAUUUAAUUGAGUUAGUCUCACAAGAUUUCGAUAGUCAUGGUAUUCAUGCUAAAAAGAGCGCAACAAAUUCUCACUCUGAUGAAAUUGAUAAAGAAUUAAUAUUGACCAAUGAUAAAAAAUCAAACAUUAAGGAGUGUGAAGAAAGAUUAUUAAAACACAAUGAUAAAGGAUGCAGUUUGAAUUUUGAAAAAAAUAUUUUCCCAUGCGAGGAAAGUUCUACUCAUUUCAAUCAGUCAAAUAUAAUUAUCAUAAAGGAUCAAAAUUGCCCAGUUCCUGGAGAUGAAGUUUCAUUGUCUCAGGAUAAAGUUAGUCUUUCUGGAGAACAUAAAAAUACUAAUGAAAUGCCUUGCAAAAAAGUGGUUGCUUUAGAUGAAAGUAAAAGUAUUAAUUUAAAGAAUGUUUUAAAUUUAAAGGAGAAUGUAGAUUUGACAGAGAAUAUAGAAAAUCUCGAGAAAAUUACGAGGGAUAAUGAUGUUCUUCAGAAGCAUGAUUUUGAAAUCAACCAUGGCAAAGAAGAGGAAUUAUGUGUUUCGAGAGAAGAUGCAAAUGCUAAUGAAAUGCCAGACAAAAAAGGAAUAAAUCUAGAGAAAAUUGCUGAGGAUUAUGAGGCUACUUUGGCGCCUGAUCUUGAAAUCAACCACGACAAAGAGAAAGACAGUUCUCUCAAAAAAGGAAGGUCUGAGCUUUAUUCACACAGUAGUGAAUGUAUUCCUCUGCUAGAAGAAAACUCUGAAUUUUAUUCACACAGUGUUGAAAGCAAGCAGUUAUGCAAUAGCACCAUAGAAAAUAUUAAAAAAGAAAGAUCUACUCAUUCAGGACAGUCAAAAAUAGUUGCGAUUAAGGAUCAAAGUAGUGCAGGUUCAGAAGAAGGAAAUGAUCCUAGUGCUGUGCAGUGCAGGACUGUUUCUAAAAAUGUAAUACCAAGCUCUCAAAAUAAAAUAUGUGUUUCAGGGGAAGACACAGAUGUCAAUGAAAUUCCUAAUAAAAAAGAAAGAAACAUUGAGAAAAUUGCUCAGGAUAAUAAAGCUAUUCUACCGCCUGAUCUUGAAACCAACCAUGACAAAGAGAAAGACAAUUUUUUCGCAAAAGGAAGGGCUGAACUUUAUUCACACUGUAGUGAAUGCAUUCCUCUUCUAGAAGAAAACCCUGAAUUUUGUUCACACAGUGUUGAAAGCAAACGGUCGGGUGAUGCCACCGUAGAAAAUGUUAAGGAAAGUUCUACUCAAUCAAAUGUUGUUGUUGAGGAUCUAAGCAGCUCACUUUCAAAAGAAGAAAACAAUCCUGAUGUUGUGCAUUGUAGAAAUGAUUCUGGAAAUGCAAUACAAUGCUCACAAAAUGAAAUAUGUGUUUCAAGAGAAGAUGCAAAUGCCAAGGAAAUGCUAGCCAAAAAAGUAAAAAAUCUUGAGAGAAUCAUUAAGGAUAAUGAAGCUAUUUUGCCAGCUGAUCUUGAAAUCAAUCAUGACAAAGAGAAAGACAUUUCUCUUGCAAAAAGAGAGUCUGAUUUUCAUUCGCAAAGUACUGAGAAUAUUACUCUUCUAGACGACAAAUCUGAAUUUCAUUCACACAGUGUUGAAAGUACAAUAGAAAAUAUUAAAAAGGAAAGUUCUACUCAUUCAGGACAGUCAAAAAUAGUUGCUAUCAAGAAUCAAAGUAGCACAAUUUCAGAAGAAGAAAACAAUCCUAGUGUUGUGCAGUGUAGAAAUGAUUCUAGAGAUAAAAUUCCAUCACAAAAUAAAAUACAUGUUUCAAGAAAAGAUGAAAAUUCUAAUGAAUUUCCAGAAAAAAAAGAUAUUGUUGGGGUUGAUAGUAAAUGUGAAAAUGUUUCAAAUUCAAAAGACAUUAUGAAAUUGUCAGAGGAUACUGGCAAUCUAGAGAAAAUUACAAAGGGUAAUGAGGUUAGUCAGGCCCACGGUCAUGAAAUCUACCAUGACAAAAAAGAAAAAACUUCCCUCCCAAGAGGAAAGUCAGAGUUUCAUUCACACAGUACUGAAAAUAAUCCUAUAAUAGAAAUAAAAUAUGAAUUUUGUUCACGCAGGUCUGAAAGCAGACAUUUAACUGAUAGCACCACAGGAAAUAAUAAUAAAAAAAGUGCCAACCAUUCAAGACAGUCAAAUGUAGUUGCUAUUAAGGAUCAAAGUAGCACAGUUUCAGAAAAAGAAAACAAUCUUAGUGUUGUGCAAUGUAGAAACGAUUCUGAAAAUCUGAUUCCAUGCUCUAAAAAUGAAACAUGUGUUUCAAGCAAAGAUGCAAAUGUUAAUGAGAAACCGGACAAAAAUGAAAAAAUUCUAGAAAAAAUUACUCAGGAUAAGGUGGACAUUCUGCCAGCAGAUCUUGAUACCAACCACGACAACGAUACAGACAUUUUUCCCCCAAAAGAAAAGUCUAAAUUUCAUUCACAAAAUGCUGAAAGUAGUUCUAUCGCUGAGGAAAAGUCUGAAUUUCAUUCACACAAUUCUGAAUGCAAACAGUCGCAUGACAGCAUCAUGAAAAAGGUUGGCCAAUGUGAAGGUGAUAUGAAAUCUCCAAAGAAUAGUACUCAGCAUGGAAAUUUAAAGUUGAUUAGAAAAUAUAUAUGCAGUCCAGAUGGAAAGGAUGGUACUUGCUUAGGAUUAUCAAGCUCAGAUAGUGAAUACAUGACUUUAGAAGAACUCAAUGAAAGUAGUGAGGAAUUUGUGUUUGUAGAAUCUUCAGACUCUGUAGAUGAAAUGGAAAUGAGUAAGUCAAGUAUUUGUAUUGGAAAUGCACAUAAGCAUUCCAAGCGUUCUUCUGGAUCAUCUUCGAACCUGAAAAGAAAAGGGAGUAACUUAUCAUCUGAUGAACAACAAUGUACUCAUUUGCAAUCAGAAGAAUGCUUUGCUGAUGAGAAACAAGUGAAUUCGGUUUCCUUUCCUGAUUCUGUUGCAAGUAAGAAAUACUUGUCUUUUGCUGAAGUGUCAAAGCAUGAAAAGGGUUCUGUAAGAAAAAGGACAUUACCGUCUGUACAAACUACUUGUCAGAGUAAAUCUACCAUUGCAGAAAAAAAUGUGCAUUAUACUGAUAAUGUUAGCUCUAAAUAUAAUAUCGAAGCUACUACUAGUAAAGUUGGCAACAAAAUAUCUGUAUUAGUUGAAUUUUCUAAGAAAAAACCUAAUGAACUCAACUUUGGUAAUGCUGAAAAUUUGUCAGUGACGAGUCCUAAGAAACAACUAUGUCUAGAAAGUAGAACAAAUGAAAAUACUUCUCAGAGUGGGAAAGACAUAGAAAGUGAAACACUACCAUAUACUUUAAGAUCAGCUGGAUCACGGACUAAUAAUGAUGAUGAUGAACUAUCUAAUAAAAAGAGCCCUCAAGUAUCAUUUCAAGUUAAAGUGAAUAUGGGUAAAAGAUGUGAUGUAAAUGAAAGUUUGUCAAGUAGUGAAAUGUUGUCAAAUGCAUCCGAGACUCACUCCAACUCUGAAAUAAACAGAGAUAUAGCUUUGCAUAAAAAUGACUCUUCUGCUUCAAGAGCUUUUUCACCUUUGAUGGAAGAUUCUGUUUCACAUGAAUUGACAUCAAAACAUGAUAAAAAUUCAGAUUCUGUUUGUCAUGCAGAAGUGGUUCAUAGACCUGUUACUAGAAGUAGCCAACAAGAAGUUGAGAAAGCAUCUACUGAUUUAAAUCACAAUAGUGAUACUUCAUCCAUAAAUAAAAAAGAAUCUAACUUAUCAAAUAUGAGAGUCACAAACUUAUUUUUUGAAAAUGUUCGAGAUGAAACCGAUUCUAUCCAUAGUCAGGAGAGCUAUUCAUCUGUUGGCUCAAACACGAUAGAAUCAGAUAAUUCUGACUCCCCUGGCUUUGCUCAUUUGGAUAGGAAAAAAACAUUGCGGUCAAGUAGUAAAAAAGUAUCUAAAGAAAAAUCAAAUCUCAAACCUAAAAUUUAUCCACUUCGUAGCAAAAAUUUAAAUAACGCAGAAAGUUCCAGUAGUAAUUUGCAAUUAGGAAUUGAUUUAAGUACUCUCAGUUUGAAAUCUCCGAGCAUUAAAAUCCCUCUUUUAUCCAUGGAGGAUAAAAUUGCUGCUGACAAAAGUGUUACUGUUUCAUUGGAAAAGGUUUCUGAAGCAGGCUCAAGAAAUAUUUUUAAUCAGGGAGAAAUUGAGCUACCUAAACGGGAAACACGUUCCUCAGUGCUAAAACCUGCUAAGGAUGAUGAAAAGUUCGAGCAAAAGUCAGCUAAUGGAAGUUAUAAUUUGCGACCAAAGAGAAACAUCAUUGCACCCAGUAGACUCAAGUUGUAAAUGUAUAAAGAUUUGUUAUUUUGUAAAGUAAAGGACUAUUGUAAAAAUGUCACGUAUUUUUUUUAUGUUUUUUUUUUUUUAAUUCAUGACUAGAAUAUUUUCAGUGAGAACUGGUAACCAAAGUAAAUAUAAAGAUUUGCUGUUUUGUUGCCAACUAUUGCAAUUUUCAGUUUCUUCACUUAAUGGACCAUAAGGCUCAUAUGAGCCUAGUGUUAGUGGGCUAGGAAUUUUUAUUUAUCGUUAAAUUUCUACUGUGAUUCUAUCUUAAGCCACUACAAAAGAAAAAUUUGAAGAAAAAGUAAACAAACCCUUCUUAAGAAAAUACUGAAGGUUUCCCCCCCCCCUUCUUCUUAAUGUGAUUUUUGAAUGAAACUGCAAAGCUUGAUUUUUUUACAAAGCAUUUUAUGCCUCCAAAAGUUUUUACUCAAAAUGUGAGUUUCCAAUCAUACCAAUGUCAGGCAGAAUGAUAUUACCAAGUGUCAGGUUGCUAGGUUUAUGUUGCAAUUAGUUCUCACUGAAGACUAUAGCCCUCUGUGCGACCACUCAGUUCAGAUUUUUCGUCAUUAAUUAUACUGCAUGACAAAAUUUUCAAAAUGUUUCUGGCAUCAUUCUUGCUGAUUAAUACGUAAAAUGACCCCUGAAUCCAAGUGUAAGCAUUGUUUUCUCUGUCCCCCC
This is a messenger RNA of Uloborus diversus, 6807 nucleotides long. RefSeq lists its product as uncharacterized. The transcript has 9 exons. Lineage: Eukaryota; Metazoa; Arthropoda; Arachnida; Araneae; Uloboridae. The coding region runs from base 103 to 6132 and encodes 2009 amino acids. The record is from RefSeq and is a predicted model, not a curated record.